Molecule: messenger RNA, 2607 nt
Organism: Macadamia integrifolia
Lineage: Eukaryota; Viridiplantae; Streptophyta; Magnoliopsida; Proteales; Proteaceae
Product: reticulon-like protein B21
Exons: 9
Coding region: 269-2032 (587 amino acids)
Source: RefSeq, a predicted model, not a curated record
GACUGUCGCACACGGAAACGGGGGAAGCCAGCUGUUCCCAGUUUCGACUCCAAAGGGAUUUUUUUGUUCUUUGGAAGAUUUUCAACGGUGGAGGGGAGGUACUUCCCCAAAUUAAGAAGCUCCCACGCCUUUACUUGGCAAAACAGCUACGCCAAAUUGCAAUCUUUAGCUGCUCCAAACCAUUAGUUUCUGCCCCAUUUCUCUCUGCUAAAUUUAGCGUCUUUCAUCAAUUAGUGGGCUCUUAGAGUUAGAAGAGUUAACAGUAAAGAUGGAUUUUAUUAGACGAAGCGCAGAAGCUAGAAAGACUGUGGUUGCUGGAUCUGUUUGGGAGAGUAGAAUGAAGAGCGAUGAAGUCAAAGGUGGAAUCAAGGUCUUCAAUGGCGAAGAAAAUUCUGAGGAAGGCGGUGGUGAUGAUCAAGGACUUCAGUUUUACCAGCGGUUGAAGCGGAAUCAGAAUGGUGGAGCGACUAGGAAAAGGAGGACUUGGAAUGACAGAAGCCCGUUUCAGAUAAGGAAGACGAGAUCAGAAUUGAAAAGAUUUAGCGAUGAAUCCUGCAAGGAGCUAAAUUUUUCUGUUGAUUCAAUUGAGGAAACCCAGAUUCUGAUGAGGAAAUCAAUUUCUAAUGAAUGCUGUAAGGAGCUUGGUGUGUCUGCUGAUGUAACUGAAAAGAGCCCAAUUCAGUUACGGAAGACCAGAUCUGAUUCUCAUAGGAAUGCUGUUGAAAUACUCAAGAAGCUCCAGAUUAGCAGAGAAAAUAUCGUAUCUCCUGGCCUAAGCUAUGUGAAUCAGGUAAAUUCUCCUCAAAGAUUAUGGAUGGAUGAUGAUGGUAUUGAUGCUGAUGGAGAGGACGAAGGACAACACGAAGAGCAUGAUUUUGAGAUCGAGGUAGAUAAGAAGAGCUAUGAUGAUAAGGAAGUCAACUUAGCAGAACAGAAAUCCGUUAACAUAUUAGAACAGAAACUCAAAGAAGUAGAAGAAGUAAAGAAAGUUCACCAGAUUCCUAGAAAGCCAAUACCCAUCUCCGCAAAUGUGAAUAACAAGCUAUCUCCGGUUAUAGAUGGCCAAGUAAUUGAUCUCACAAAACCGAAGAAAGUUGUGAAUGAAGAGAAGAAAGUUCAUCACUUGAAAGAAAAACCCAAACACAUCUUUUCAAAAGCCAAUAAACACCCAGCCCCUGUUAGAACUCCUCUAAUUGAUCCUUCUCUCAGAAAACCACCGCCAAUUGCAGCUUCAAAGGUGUUCGAUAAAAUUCCAGAGACACCAAAGAAGUUGCAGAACAUUGUGGACUUGGUGAUGUGGAAAGACAUCUCGAAAUCAAUCUUUGCAUUUGGUGUGGGAACAUUCUUCAUCCUCUCAUCCUCCUUCAUUGCAGAGUUCAAUUUUAGCUUAAUUUCUGGAAUUUCCUACAUGGGUCUUAUCUAUCUUGCUGCAAUCUUUUUAUAUAAAUCGAUUCUAUGCAGCAGGGGAGCUAUAUGUUUGGAUAACUCAAAGAACAAAGAUUAUAUGGUGGGAGAGGAAGAAGCGAUUUGGGUUCUAAGACAGAUCCUUCCUUCCUUGAAUGAGUUCCUGUUGACACUCAGAAGCCUCCUCUCGGGCGACCCUGCCACUACAAUGAAGCUAGCAGUAUUGCUGUUUGUUGUGGCUCGAUGUGGAAGCUCCAUCACCAUGUGGACGAUGGCCAAAUUGGGUUUCUUCGCAGUCUUCACAGUUCCAAAAGUUUGUUCAUCCUAUUCCAGCCAGCUCACAACUUUCGCGAAGUUUUGGAUCAGACGAUGUAAGGAUGCUUGGUAUUUGUGCACUUACAAGAAUGCCGUGUCAGCUGCCGGUUUUGCCCUCACGUGGAUUUUCUCUUCAGUUGUGGCCCGCAUUUGGUUAGUAUUCAUGUUGGUUGUGGCCGUUCGAUAUUAUCAGCAGUCAUUAUCAAGUAAGGAUUGGAGAGACGAAGAAAUGAAGAGAGGGAGAGAAGAUUUCAGUUGGAGGGAAGGAGAGUAUGAGGGGGACAAAGAGAAGGGCUUGGUGGGCCCACCGUAGUGGAACUAGGUAAAGAAUAUAAAGGAUGAUGAAGUGUCGUGGAAAAGGAGCACAUGGCGCAUGUAGCUGUCAGCAGCGCCACAGCUACCUUACCCCCACCCCCUGAUCCCACAAAUGGCAUAUGGUGGUGACAUGGAGAGUUCUUUUUUGUACAAGGAAAAAAAAAAACGAAGGAAUUUGGUUUGCAGUGAGCAAUGCCCCUACUUCCCUCGUAGGACUUUAACUCGGUUGGUUUCUUUCCUUAAAUCUCUGAUUGCUCCCUUCAUUAGACAGCCUCUCCACGAAGCAGGGUAAAGUUACGGGCAUGGUGAUCUUAGAACCUUAUCAGUGGUGGAAGCCUUGUGCAUUGAAUAAAUUCUUUUAUUUUUUUCCCUUUCAUUAUAGUAAAAGAUAAGAAAUUGAAAACUAUCCAUUUAACAAGUAGAUGAGUGCAGGGUUGUCAAAAUUUUGGCCAUUUCGUUGAAGCCUGGUCUAGAUUGAUGACUAAAAAUGUGAGGCUCAUGUAUUGAUAUUAUCCGCAGUCAUCAGUGAAUGGUAAUAAAAUGUUUAUAGUCUGAUUAGACUGUUUAAACUCA